Prunus persica (peach) is the source of this 4113-nucleotide messenger RNA. RefSeq names its product putative disease resistance protein RGA3. The coding region runs from base 232 to 2880 and encodes 882 amino acids. Gene Ontology annotation, biological process: defense response to other organism. The transcript is spliced from 6 exons. Gene Ontology annotation, molecular function: protein binding; ADP binding. NCBI's taxonomy places the organism in Eukaryota, Viridiplantae, Streptophyta, Magnoliopsida, Rosales, Rosaceae. The record is from RefSeq and is a predicted model, not a curated record.
CACUUGCUGUUUCACACCAAAUAUUCAAAGCAUAUUUGAGUCAAACAUUUCUUCAACUUGCUCCACUUGCUGUUUCCCACGUGAUUUGAUGUUUCCUCUUUCCUUUGUCCAAUUGUUAAUACUCUUGCUCCACUUCCUGUUCCACACCACAUAACUCUUAUCAACAAACCACAACUUUCCGCAAGAAUACUCUUUUCCUAUCUCCAAGUGAAUACUCUUUUCCUCUCUCCAAUGGCAGAAGGAGUACUCUUCAACGUUGCAGAAGGGAUCAUUGGAAGGUUAGGCUCCCUUGCUUUCCAAGAGAUUGCAUUGCUUUGGGGUGUCAAAGAUGACCUCCAAAAGCUGAAGGAGAAAGUUGCCCAACUCCAAGCUGUUCUUCUUGAUGCUGAGCAAAAACAAGCCAACAAUAAUGAAGUCAAAGUAUGGCUCCAAAGCGUAGAAGAUGCAGUUUAUGAAGCUGAUGAUGUGCUCGAUGAGUUUUAUACUGAAGCUCAGUGGAGACAAAUGGUGCCCGGAAAUAAUAUAGUGUCAAAGCAGGUACGCAACUUCUUCUCUAGCUCAAACCAGCUUGUUUUUGGGCUGAAAAUUGGUCAUAUGAUAAAAGAUCUUGACAAGAGACUUCAUGAGAUUACCUCGAAUAGAACAUUCGGUCAAUUAAAAGUGAACCACGAAGAUGCACGAUUUGUAAUAAGAGAGAGGGUCACCCACUCAUUUGUCCGCGAGGAUAAUAUAAUAGGGAGAGAUGAAGAUAAAAGAGCAAUUAUUCAACUUUUGUUGGAUUUGGAUCCCAUCCCUACAAAGAAUGUCUCAUCGAUUUCCAUAGUUGGAUUUGGAGGAUUGGGAAAAACUACACUUGCCCAACUAGUUUUAAACGAUGAGAUGGUUGAGAAGCAUUUUGAGCUGAAAAUGUGGAUAUGUGUGUCAAAUGUAUUUGAGUUGGAUAUACUUGUUAAGAAAAUCAUUCAAUCUGCAACUAAUGACAUAGCCAAAAGCCUUGAGAUUGAUCAGUUGCAAAAAGAACUGAGGAAAAUAAUAGAUGGGAAGAGAUACCUCCUUGUGUUGGACGAUGUAUGGAAUGAUAAUCGUGAAAAAUGGUUUGGCUUGCAAAACUUGUUGAUGGGUGGUGGAAAAGGUAGUAAAAUACUAAUAACUACUCGUAGUGAAACAAUUGCAAAAAUAACAGACACAUCUAAACCAUAUAAGUUAAGGGGUUUAAGUGAAGAGCGGUCUUGGUAUUUGUUUAAGAAAAUGGCAUUCCAAGAUGGAAAAGAGCCAACGAGUUCAACCAUUAAGGCCCUUGGGAAGGAGAUUGCUAGAAAAUGUAAGGGGGUUCCACUUGCUAUAAGGACCAUAGGACGGAUGAUGUACACUAGAGAUCCAGAAACUGAGUGGUCGGCUUUCAAGAAUAACAAGCUUUCAACAAUAAGGCAAGAAGAAAAUGAUAUUUUACCAACACUUCAGCUGAGUUAUGAUGUUCUUCCAUCACAUUUGAAACAUUGUUUUGCUUAUUGUAGUUUGUUCCCGCCUGAUUAUGAGAUUCCUGUAGAGAAUUUAAUAAAGUUGUGGGUGGCACAAGGGUUCGUUAAGUCUUCAAAUCCUAAUGAGUGCUUGGAAGAUGUUGGUUAUGAAUAUUAUAAUGAACUAGUUUGGAGAUCUUUUUUCCAAGAAGAAGAAAAAGAUGAGUUUGGUAUAAUUAAAAGCUGUAAAAUGCAUGAUCUCAUGAAUGAACUUGCUGUUAAAGUGGCAGGGGAGGGAAGCAGAAUAAUAGAUGUCAAUCAGACUGAUUUUGAUGCAAAACGUCUUCUUCAUGUAUCUUUCAAUUUUGAAGUUGAUUUGUUGAAAUGGAAAAUACCAACAUCCUUGCUGGAAUCAAAUAAGCUAAGGACUUUUCUUUUCCUAAGCCAAAAGGAGUGGGGGAUGUCAUUCCGUACUUCAUUUUGUGCUACAAUUGCUUCAAAUUUUAAGUCAUUGCGUAUGUUGAGUUUGAAUGGAUUGGACAUUACAAAAUUGCCAAAAUGUCUUAGGAAAAUGAUACAUUUAAGAUAUCUUGAUCUUAGUGAUAACAAAGAAAUGGAGAGACUUCCCAAUUGGAUAGUCAAACUUCAAAAUUUGGAAACAUUAGAUCUCUCAAGAUGUGAGUCUCUUGUGGAAUUGCCUAGAGAUAUCAAGAAAUUGAUCAACUUAAGACAUCUCAUUUUGAAAAGAUGUUAUAAAUUGGCUCGGAUUCCUCGUGGAUUGGGUGAAUUGACUCGUCUUUGUACUUUGAGUAGAUUUGUUUUGAGUGAAAAAAAAUCCAUGUUGAGGGACUGUGCAGGGCUCAGUGAGUUGGGGAAGUUGAAGGAUUUAAGAGGAGAGUUGGAGAUCAAAAAUUUGAGGUACAAGAAAGAUAUGGUGUCAGAAUUGAAUUAUGAUGGUGCAGUUUUGAAGGAGAAACGACAUCUCUAUUCAUUGACUUUAUAUUGGAUGCACAUCGAAAGAGAAAAUAGUGAUGUGGUUGAGGAGGAGAGUGAUGUAAUUAUUAAGUCAAUGGAAGCGCUGCAGCCCCAUUCAAGUCUAAAAGAGUUAACCCUGAAGUACUAUAUGGGUGCGGGGUUUGCGAGUUGGUUUCAUUCUCUCCCAAAUAUUGUUAAUCUCACUAUUUGGCAUUGCCCGAAAUUGGCGUCACUACCAGAAGGGAUGGGCAACCUCAAAUCACUUCAGUUUCUUUUGAUAUGGGAUUGCCCUAAUUUGGCAUCACUCCCAGAAGGGCUUCGUUGGCUCGCCUCAUUAAAAAAUUUGAGAAUUAAGCGUUGCCCUAUCUUAAAGCAAAGAUGCCAGAGAGAAACAGGUGAAGACUGGUCCAAGAUUGCUCACAUUCCAGACGUUCACAUUGGUCUAUAGCCUGGUCCAUUUUAUGAUCUUUAAGGGUUGGGUCAGUGCACUAAAAACUCUUGUGAUUGUGCAACAGCAGGUCACCAACAAAGUGUGAUUAAAAGAAGAGACUGAUUAGGCAUCCUGAUUUUGUUCAUACAAGUGACUCAAUUGUACAUGUGAUGAAUUUAGUGUAGCGAGAUGGCUGGGUAGAGAGAGUAGUGCUUUGUCAUCUUGGAAUUGAAGAUGUCAAACAGUAACACUAGGUUCUAUUCUGUAUCAAUUGGAAAUUGAGUAUUCCUUUAGUUUGGCAUUAUCUUCCAGAAGAGACAGACAACCUCACAUAACCUCGAUGGCUUUCAAUUCAGAGUUUACCAUCACUGCCCGAAAGGAUGCGCCGCCUCACCGUUUUAAGCCAGUUCGAAAUUGGAUAUUAUUCCUUCACACAGAAAAGCAAAAACAAAGAGGGCAGAUUUUUCGGGUCCCGUGUGAGAAUCGAAGUUCCCUUGAGCGGUGUGCAUGAGGAGAAUUGAAGUUCACUUGAACCAUAUUCACGAGCAUAAAUAAAAUACUGAAACAAGCAUGACCAAGUGUUCUUUAAGCUUAGAUGGCGUUAUGGCUUCGGAAGAACUAGGAAAAGAAUAAUAGGUAACUACUUCAUCAUAUGUAAUUGUUAUACAUUUCCACGGAUCAAACAAACAUUUUUCAAUUAUUCAAUUCUCAAAAAAAUUGUUCAUAUGGUACUAACAUUUGUUUACUAGUUACUUCCAUACACAUGCAGUGGAGAGAAGAAGAAAUAGAUGGAGUGAAGAAAGCCAAUAGCCAUCAUUCAAAUAUGUGUUCCCUGUUAAUGCACCUGGGGACCUUGUAAGAGUGCUGGAAGAGUGUGGUUCGAAGUGUGCUCCAGUCUUGUGGGGCACUUCAGCAGUUGAGAGAGCUUCAGUAUCCCAAGUGUGGUAUCUUGUGCUGCAGUGUCAAGCAACGUUCCUCCGUUCUGAUUUCGUGUUUUUAAAUUUAUUUUUUGUUAUUUUUUGUUAUUUUUUGUUUUGUUUCCUAUUUCGAACCAGAUUGGAAAAGACUUAGAGUGCUCUUGUACUUGUAAUCUUCUUAUUCAAUUAGUGAAAAACCCUAGCAACCUCGUGGACGUAGCUCAAUUAUGAGUGAACCACCUAAAUGGAGUAGAAUUUGCUCUCAAAUCAUGCGAUGAUGUUUUAUUUAUUCAAUUAUAUAGAUGACAGGUGAUUAAGAGUAUUUAUCUCUGUA